AUGGGAUCGCCAGUCAAUGAACUCACUCAAACCCCAUCAUCUUUCCCCAUCUCCACAUCUCUUCGUGCUGAUUUCGACACCGAUACAACCUCAGAAAGGAUGGAGGAUUUCAACAUCCCUAGCAACGAAAGAAUCACUCUGCUAAAAGCUUUCCAAGAAGAAGUAGGAGAUGUACCUCCAUACUUCUGGGCUUUCUGUCAAGUGUGUGACCUUCAGGCACUUCAAAAACUUAUAGACAUUGCUCGCAUUUCCCCUGUCAUGGUUCGUAUUUUUGCGGCACAAGCCUUUACAACAGUAUUGUACUGGACACAAAGUAAUCAAGGAACAUCGCGUGUUUCCACUCCGAACAUAACACAAUUGAAACGGGGCUUGGGCUCAUCUUCAACCAAUUCUCCGCUUGCUAAGAGGCAAAAAACGACGGAUUCGCCUGUCAAUUCCCCCCUUGCUGACAAGCAGACGAAUACCAGUUCCCCUGUUAGUUCGCCCUCGUUGCAUAGAAGCAGGGCCGCCUCGGAUCUGGCUAGAGAUCGUGACCACCAUUGCUGUGUGCUUACUGGCGAUUCAGUUAUCGAAGUAGCUCAUAUAUACCCCUUCUGCCGAAUAUCGACCUCAGAAGAGAACAUUUUUGGGGCGAGACACAUGUUUUGGGAAUAUUUGAGAAACUUCUGGUCAGAGGAGAAAGUGGCUGCUUGGAAAGCGGACAUUUUUCCAAGAGGGCUAUCUGAAAUAGGAGACAAAAAAGUUGAUAAUCGAAUAACAUUGUCAAAGACGGCACAUGUCCAAUGGAAUCGAGGGGCGUUUGCCUUGAAGCCAAUUUCUAUCUCCGACGAGAAAACCACAAUAAAAGUCCAGUUUUUUUUGGCAGAAGAAACAGGCCAACAUCCAAUCAACUAUGAAUCUUAUGACAACACCUAUGUCCACCGAGAACCUCGAUCACAAUGAGGGUGCAUUUGAUUACGGCUAUACAACAUUAUACUGCCUGGGCGGCAAAGCCAUCAAAUCCGGCCAAAUCUUCGAACUCAAGACUAGCGAUCCGAUAAAGCAACCCCUCCCAAGCUUCAAGCUCCUUGAACUCCAAUGGGCUUUAAUGCGUGUGAUAGGUAUGGCUGGGGCUGCCUUUCCCUAUGAACCAAGUUCUGGAGGCGAUUCGGACGCGGAUAUUUAUGGGUUGGAUUUAGAUGAAGUAGGAGACACAUCUGUUCUUUCGGAGAAUCUGCAGGGAAACCCGCUAGAACUGCCGUGCGGAUGACCCUAAGCAUUAUACAGAGGAAGCGAAGGGAUAGUGUAGGAAUGGGUACUGAUUGUGUAGCAUAAAGGAAAUGUGAAGUAGAAGGUUUGUUUUGGGGAUUCGAAGAACAUGUUUUAAUCUUCUCAUUUGCUAGAGAGGCUAUGUUUGCUAAAGAGAGGCUAUGUAUUAUAAAAGCAACCCAUAAAAGCAGUUAAAUCACCUGCAUCUAGAAAAUUACAGCUUGAGCAUAGUACCUCGAGAUGGUGUUUGGUAGAUAGCUGGAUGAAUAAGGUUAGAUAGAUAGGUAAAUACACAACAUCUAUCUAUAACUAUAUGCACUAUCUGAUAUGGAUUACAUACUG
This is a messenger RNA of Botrytis porri, 1590 nucleotides long. RefSeq lists its product as uncharacterized. The transcript has 3 exons. NCBI's taxonomy places the organism in Eukaryota, Fungi, Ascomycota, Leotiomycetes, Helotiales, Sclerotiniaceae. The record is from RefSeq and is a predicted model, not a curated record. The coding region runs from base 1 to 942 and encodes 313 amino acids.